Molecule: messenger RNA, 721 nt
Organism: Capsicum annuum
Lineage: Eukaryota; Viridiplantae; Streptophyta; Magnoliopsida; Solanales; Solanaceae
Exons: 4
Coding region: 130-552 (140 amino acids)
Source: RefSeq, a predicted model, not a curated record
ACCUAAAUUUCUCAUCUAUUUUUUCCCAUAUAUAUAUAUGUAGAAUUAAUCAACUCCCAUUUCCUUUUCAAUAAAACUGAAUUUCUUUUUUCUGAGAAAACAAUUGUUCCACAUUCCAAACUUGUGAAAAUGGCCUUCAGAAUGAGGUACUGGAAAUCUAUGAUGAAUGCCAUCGAGGCGAAUCGAUCGUUUGCUUCUACUGCUGGUGGUUCUACUCAUGCCAAUCCUCCAAAAUCCAAGUAUGCAGUGAAUGGAGAUAUGGCACCAGUGUAUGUAUUGGGUGGAACAUUAUUAUUGGCAGUUGGAUUAUGCAUUUUCACAAUGAAACAACAAUUAUUUCAUGGUCCUGGUGUUUAUGUCACCAAAAAAAAGAGAGAAAAUCUUGCUGAAGUUGAUUUUCCAGAUGCAAUGGCUAGUUCUGGUAACAAGUACAUUAACAAGUCUGUCUUGAGGAAAUUUGGUAGAAUCCAAGAGCCUGUUAAUUCUCAAUAUGACAUUGACCCUUACACCAGGCCGAGAAAAAUUGAGUCCUUGAAAUCAGUUGGAGCUUGAGACAAAAUUGGAAAGUCCACUGUGAAAAUAGAUUUCCAUUUUUCUAAUUUAAUUUAGCUCCCAUGGCACAAUAAAUUAUAUGUUGUCAAUAAAGUGCCAUAAAUUUGAGGAGAAAAUAGAUUUUGUACUACAAUAUAUUCCUUUUUAUUGCUAUUUCAUUUUUUAUGCA